This is a messenger RNA of Setaria italica (foxtail millet), 1284 nucleotides long. RefSeq names its product peroxidase 5. Gene Ontology annotation, biological process: response to oxidative stress; hydrogen peroxide catabolic process. Gene Ontology annotation, cellular component: plant-type cell wall; plasmodesma. The transcript is spliced from 2 exons. Lineage: Eukaryota; Viridiplantae; Streptophyta; Magnoliopsida; Poales; Poaceae. The record is from RefSeq and is a predicted model, not a curated record. Bases 129 to 1136 code for a protein of 335 amino acids. Gene Ontology annotation, molecular function: heme binding; peroxidase activity.
ACAAAUUACCGCCACCAUCUUCUUUAAUUACCUCCAUUUAGGGACACAUUGAUCCAGCACUGCUGUAUCACAAAUUCACAAGCUGCGAGGACCAAGAGCUGCCUGACACAAAAUCCACAGCACCGUAGAUGACGAAGAGAGACAGCACCACCGGUGUUCCUCUGCUGGCUGUUCUUCUUCCCGUUCUGCUGUCGUGGAUCGCCGUCUCCUCCGUCGCGUCAUCGGAGGUGGCGCGCCUACAAGUCGGUUACUACAACCGCACUUGUCCCCGGGCGGAGGACCUCAUCCGCAACAUCGUCCACGCCGCCAUCCGGCGAGACCCCGGCAAUGGCCCCGGCCUCGUGCGCCUCUACUUCCACGACUGCUUCGUCAGGGGGUGCGACGCGUCCGUGCUUCUGGACACCGCCCCCGGCAGCAACGCGACCUCGGUGGAGAAGGCGUCGCAGGCCAACAACCCAAGCCUCCGGGGGUUCGGCGUCAUCGACCGCGCGAAGCGCGUGCUGGAGCGGCGGUGCCGGCGGACCGUCUCCUGCGCCGACAUCGUCGCCUUCGCCGCGCGCGACGCCUGCCGCAUCAUGGGCGGGAUCGGCUUCGCCGUGCCAGCGGGCCGCCGCGACGGCCGCGUCUCCAACGCCUCCGAGGUGCUCGGCAACCUCCCCGGGCCCUUCGCCAACGUCACCAACCUCGUCGGCUCCUUCGCCGCCAAGAACCUCACCGCCGACGACAUGGUCGCGCUCUCCGGCGCGCACUCCUUCGGCCGCUCCCACUGCUCCGCCUUCUCCUUCCGGCUCUACCCGCGGAUCGCGGAGGAUAUGAAUGCCACCUACGGCGCGCGCCUCAGGAAGCGGUGCCCCGCGGCGACGGGCCGCCGGGACAGGGUGGUGGACCUGGACCCGAGGACGGAGCUCCUGCUGGACAACCAGUACUACAGGAACGUGCAGACGCGGGAGGUGCUCUUCACGUCGGACGUGACGCUGCUCAGCCAGAACGACACGGCGGCGCUUGUCGACCUCUACGCGCGCAACCGGACGCUGUGGGCGGCGCGGUUCGCGGCCGCCAUGGUCAAGAUGGGCCACCUCGACGUGCUCACCGGCAGCCAAGGGGAGAUCAGGAAAUUCUGCAACAGAGUAAACUAGCUAGCUAUAGUUAAUUUCUCUGUAUGCAUAUUAAUUUUGUUUCGGUCGCUGAGUUGGCGAAAAGUUAGAUAUUGGCCGUUUCUUUUGGAGUUCAAAAAAAUUCAUUGUAUUAGUUUCUGAAAAACAACCUUCGUUGCAUAGAGCAUUG